GGUAGAAUACCUCUACCACUUUUUGAAUUCGCGCGCACCUUUUAAGUGGUUAAUUUCUCUCUAAUGCCACCUCCACCAUUAAUAUCGCUUGAUGUUGAAGGUGUAUAUUUUAAGACAAGGAUAGCUACUUUGAAAUCUAUAGAAGGAACUUAUUUUACUAAAUUAUUCGAAACUAAUUGGAGGGAGCAGCUUGAUAGAGAUGGUAGACUCUUCAUCGACCGUGAUUCUUCAGUAUUUCCGGUUAUUCUCAACUUUCUAAGAGAUCAUGAGAAAUGUUCAUUGCCAAAAGACGAAUAUCAGCUUAUGCGAAUCUUACGUGAAGCGGUAUUUUUCAAAAUUGGACCACUUCGAAACAUGAUAGAACAUAAGCUGCGAACAUUUUGUACUUGCCCACCUGAACUUCCAUCAACUCCAAUACCGAACCAAAUCUUGACCCAAAAAGAAAAUGUUCCGAUUGUCCCACGUAAUCUUCUUCUUUCGAAACCACCUCCACCUCCACCACCACCACUUCCGUCAUUGAUGCAGCCGAAGGAUACUGUACAAAUUCCGAUGAGAAAACCUCCAACUGGCAGAAAUUCCAAAAAAAUUAAAACGUCUGCAGAUUCGAUUAGUCUUCCAAGGAACUUUACACAUAUUGCACAUGUUGGUUGGAAUGGUGCAUCGGUACUUUUUGAUAAGAAAAUGACUGAUGAUCCGACUGUGAGGAAAAUCUGUGAUGCUGCUGCAGAGGCAGUUGAUCUUAGUGCGGUAUACAAUGUUGUCAACAAAAAUGCGGAUGAGGAGAGCCAUAGCGUGGAAGUGCUCAUAACUGGAGGAUUAAUGCAGUCAAGAGAUGGAACAUCUCGUCACUAACCAUUUGAAUAUAUCUGUGUCAAAAUAAAUUAUUUAUGUCAUGUCUUGCAUGCCAACAGAUACGCGUUUUUCGAAUUUUCGAAAAUUCGCAAUCACAGCUGGUGGUUUUUUAUUGUCUGAAUUGACCGACAGCAAAUUUUAGUGAUCUCUGACAAAACAUCAGAAAAUAAAAAACUACGCUUUUUUGUCCGCAGUUUGAAAAUUUAAGGAAAAACUGAAUAUAAAUAUUAUUU
Caenorhabditis elegans is the source of this 1085-nucleotide messenger RNA. RefSeq lists its product as uncharacterized. Gene Ontology annotation, biological process: protein homooligomerization. Lineage: Eukaryota; Metazoa; Nematoda; Chromadorea; Rhabditida; Rhabditidae. Bases 64 to 852 code for a protein of 262 amino acids. The transcript has 5 exons. The record is from RefSeq and is marked reviewed.